Molecule: messenger RNA, 1046 nt
Organism: Lymnaea stagnalis (great pond snail)
Lineage: Eukaryota; Metazoa; Mollusca; Gastropoda; Lymnaeidae
Source: the annotation of a GenBank genome assembly
CCGAGGCCUUUCUAUUUUUGCUUUACAGUGAGUUUACGUUAUAUUUAUGUCUUUUGUGUUACUUGAUAGAACUAUUAGUCUUUUAAGAAUAUGUCAAAAUUAAUCUAGCUAUUAAUAAUAUUAUUUAAAAAAUGUUGGUUUCAGUAUUUACCACUAUUGCCACCAUCCCAAAAUUUAAAAAAUAAUUAAACAAGCUGAUAGAGAACAUAAAGAUAAAUAGACAAAAAAAAUAAAAUUAAUAUUUUUAAAUUAGAAGAAAUUUUUAAGAAAAUAAGCAAUAUUUUUUUGGGAGCUUUUUUUCUGUCUGGAUCUAUUUUUAAACUCAAACAAAUUUGAAAAGGCUAAAACUAUGCAUAAAUUACAACUAGUUAGCAGCAUUUGCAGGCAUGCAAUUGUUUUAGAAUAUUUCUAUAAUUUUCAUAACUGUUAUGCCAGUAUUUGAUAAAUGAAAGUAAGAAAUGUUGAGCCUAUUUCGUUUUUUUAAAAAACUUUAGUGUUCAGAAGUGUGCAGUAUUUAAGUAUUUACUGCCUGGUUUUCUUGGCAUACCCAGUGUGCAGUAAAAGGGGUUGCAGCCCUGGAACCUGUUUUUGUUCAUAUUUAUUCCUCAAAUUAUAUAAUAGAUGUGCCGAUGUUAAUUAUUUUAUUUUUUUGUGGUGGGUUUUCAAUUUCGUGUGUCAUUAAAAGUCAUGGUACUCCACUUCUUUCAGAGAUUUUCUUGCAUUGUUUGUAAAUUAAAUCCUGAUAAUAAGUAUUAAUGCUACUGUAUUUACAGAAAUCUUACUGGUGUGGCUCCUCUAAAUCCUCUGAUGAAAUUUUUGAAGCCGAGAUCCCUGAAAACAAUCAAAUUGAGAAGGGCCCAACCAACCUAAAAACUGGAAUACAGAUAAAGAAUCUCAAAAAAGCGUUUGGAAGAAAAGUUGCUGUAGCUGGAACAUCACUUAAAAUGUAUGAGGGUCAAAUCACAGUGCUGCUUGGUCAUAAUGGCGCAGGAAAGACCACUACAAUGUCCAUGUUAACUGGUAGGAAAUCCUUUAGCAUUAUGUAA